AGUGAGGAAAUUCUAGCGACGCUCCGCAACAUGGUUUUUCUCAGCUCCUCAACGCGGUCGCGCACACGUGUUCCGCGUGUGCUAUUUGCGUCGCAACUUUAUUAAUUUAAACAUUUUGCCAAAGGGAACGUGACAAAUCAUGGGUAAACCAGGAUUUUCACCUCGUGGCGGUGGAGAUGGUGGAGGAUUUAGAGGUCGCGGCAGAGGUGGUGGCCGUGGAGGAGAUAGAGGAGGCUUUGGAGGACGUGGAGGAGGUGGCAGAGGUGGAUUUGGUGGUGGUGGCAGAGGUGGAUUUGGCGGUGGUGGACGUGGUGGUGGCACCCCAAGAGGUCGUGGAGGUGGCCGUGGAGGAGGUGGCCGAGGAGGUAGAGGAGGUGGUGGUGGAUUCAAGGGUGGCAAAACAGUUGUCAUUGAGCCCCAUCGUCACGAGGGAGUGUUUAUUGCCAGAGGAAAAGAAGAUGCUCUGGUCACUCUGAAUUUAGUACCUGGAUCUGAAGUCUAUGGAGAGAAGAGAAUCAGUGUUGAGGGACCGGAAAAUGGAGAAAAGGUUGAAUACAGAGUCUGGAAUCCAUUCAGAUCGAAACUUGCAGCUGCCAUUCUGGGUGGCGUGGACCAAAUUCACAUGCCUCCAGGCAGCAAGGUUUUGUACCUCGGCGCUGCCUCUGGUACUACUGUUUCUCAUGUUGCAGAUAUUGUUGGACCUGAGGGUCUUGUAUAUGCCGUGGAAUUUUCACAUAGGUCAGGAAGAGAUCUAAUAAAUGUAGCCAAAAAACGAACGAACAUUAUUCCCAUUAUUGAAGAUGCCAGACAUCCACACAAAUACAGGAUGUUAGUUGGUAUGGUAGACACAGUUUUCGCAGAUGUUGCACAGCCUGAUCAAGCCAGAAUCGUCGCUUUGAAUUCACAAUAUUUCCUCAAGAAUGGAGGUCAUUUUGUUAUUUCAAUUAAGGCCAGUUGUAUAGACUCGACAGCGCAGCCAGAAGCUGUCUUCGCCGCGGAGGUGAAGAAGCUCGUUGCUGACAAACUGAAACCUCAAGAACAGAUCACCCUGGAACCUUAUGAGAGAGAUCACGCCGUGGUUGUCGGCGUUUUCAGGCCGCCGGCCAAAAAGGCUGCGUAACGCUUGUGAUCAUAUAAACCUCGAACUUAAUAUACUACAUACAUAAACUUUUUUAUAAGAAAAAAAGAAAGCAGACGAGGAGUGUCCUUUUAUAGUUUUGUUAGUACAACAAAUGAUGUAAUGAAAAAAAGUAGACACUCUUGUGCUAGACCAUCGUUUUUAAUUAAAACUGUCGUUAGGCUAACGAAAGUCAGAGGCGUAUAACUUGUGUUUUUUUUUUGUAGAUUUUGUAAGAAAAAAAUUAUACACAAAAUAUUCUGUAAUGAGAGAUAAGGCAGUAGUUCCAAUCCUAUUUUUUACGAGAUGUCGAUUCCAUAAAACAGACUACUGCAUACAUGUAUCUAAUUUUAUAAAUAUCAGACUUAUACGAUUGUUAUGUUGUUCGAAUAAGUAUUCAAAGUGAGCGAACGAUCUAUAGUUGCCGCGUGGCGCGCGAGUGCGUUUUUGUUAUUCGCUCACACGCAAACCUUCUUUUGCAUUAAGAUUUUCAUUUAUAAAACAAAUUCUUAUAUAUUCUUUCAUGAAAUAAAAACUAAGUGAAAGUAUUUCCAUCAAAAAACCUUA
Messenger RNA from Nasonia vitripennis (jewel wasp), 1684 nucleotides. It is a transcript of the gene Fib, whose product is annotated as rRNA 2'-O-methyltransferase fibrillarin. The record is from RefSeq and is a predicted model, not a curated record. The transcript has 5 exons. NCBI's taxonomy places the organism in Eukaryota, Metazoa, Arthropoda, Insecta, Hymenoptera, Pteromalidae. Gene Ontology annotation, molecular function: rRNA methyltransferase activity; RNA binding; histone H2AQ104 methyltransferase activity. Gene Ontology annotation, cellular component: nucleolus; Cajal body; box C/D methylation guide snoRNP complex. The coding region runs from base 140 to 1120 and encodes 326 amino acids. Gene Ontology annotation, biological process: rRNA methylation; box C/D sno(s)RNA 3'-end processing.